Molecule: messenger RNA, 558 nt
Organism: Lactuca virosa
Lineage: Eukaryota; Viridiplantae; Streptophyta; Magnoliopsida; Asterales; Asteraceae
Source: the annotation of a GenBank genome assembly
AUGUUAUCAUCAGGAGUUGUACUUAUCAAUUCAAGGGUUUUAAGUUCAAGUCGAUCCAGUCCCUUUUACUGUUUCUAUAACACCAACAAGGAAAGGUUCCUUAUCAUCUUCAUGAAGCAACAGGGUGGGGACUUGAGGUCUCUGAGCUCAAGAAGCAAUUGGAAAUUGCUAGACAAAAGGGUUCUUGCUGAAGAGAACCAAGGAGACAUUGUUGAGUUCUACAAGAAAGAAGGCUUGGUUCUUCUAGCAGAUGAGACAUUGGAAGAUGCACUGAAAAACUUAGAGGGUGUUACCUGCAACAAAGCAGUGCAAUGUAUCUUUUCCCACAAGUUAAGCUGCCAAAUAAGGCCAUAAAAGUGACAGAGAAAGCUAAAAAAACUUCGAAUGUAUAUUAUGUAAUUCGUCUUAAGGGUUUUGUAGUUGGCAUCAUGGUAUCAAGGGAUUACUGGACACCAUUGCUGCUGUUUUGUGUUGUUUUGCUGUUUUGAGACUAUUUAUGUUUUGUUGUUUUGUAGUUUGUUGCUGACUUGUUAAAUUCCAAUUGUUGCUGUUUUAAGA